Molecule: messenger RNA, 1101 nt
Organism: Symbiodinium sp. CCMP2592
Lineage: Eukaryota; Dinophyceae; Suessiales; Symbiodiniaceae
Source: the annotation of a GenBank genome assembly
AUGCGACCUUGGGCUCGAGCUUGCGUUGAAACUAGAGAUAGUGGUGCUUUCAAGAAGAGCUGCUGGGAGACAGCGUCUCAGCAGCCGCGCCCGCCCACGCGUUUCACUAUGAGCCUCAGCAGCCCUCGUGAAGGACGAUUCUCCUGGCCUUUGACCAAAGCGAAGGCAACGCUCGAGGCCACAACGAGCCUCAGGAAUUUGCCCACCUCGCCGAUCUCCAUGCGCAGACGUUCUUCCGACGUGGCGACGAAGUCCUGCCCGAUUGCUCCAGUUACAGCCAGGGAGUCCACAACCCACCUCCGCCGGAACAGCGCUUCAGCGGCGUUGGAGACGCCGCGGCCGACACCGUGUGCGUUUGCUACAGAGAGUUACAAGGAUGCGCAGGCGGCUGGUUUGAGCCACUUGCGUAACACAGCACGAUGCCGGAGCAAGAUGGUGGUUCCGGAGCCACUCGGAGAAGUUCCACCCUGGGCAGCCGAUGUGGCUCCACAGUCGAGGAGAUGGAGCUGCGACAGCUCCAAGAGAGCCUAUCAGAGUCAGGUGAUGGCCUCCCCCACGUCCUCCGUGGCAUCAACGCGAACACCGAGUCCUGGGAUGCCGCAGGCCGUUGGGCCUGUCGCGAUGUGGGCCGAACGUGUUCGACGAGCAGAGCAGGCGAUGCUCCAGAAAGACUUAACCAUUGAAUGCCUGGAGGAGCGUGUCCGUCAGCUGGAGCAGAGCAACAAGAGAGGCAGCCAGAGCAGCAGCACGAGCAGCUCUCUCACAUCUAUUCGAGGACAGAUGCCAUAUCAGGGAGACGAUGAAGCCUCCGAUGCAGGAAGCUUGAAUGCCGAGAUGGAUGCAGCCGUCGCCAAGAGCGAAGCACUGCUCCGGAGGAUGUCGGCACUCGAUUACUCAGCAGAGCCAGAGCUGCAGUGGGCGGCGAUGAUGGCAGCACACGAGGAGAGCAAGGAGAAGCUAUCGCAGAUUGAACAGUUGGUUCAGCGCCGGAUUGAGCAGCUGAAACCAGGGGAUCGUGAGCUGAAGAUUUGUCGGGCUGUACGUGGCGUUUGCGUUUCGUCCCAGAGAUCCGUGCCUAGGAAGUGGGGCCGCAGCCGCUGA